Saccostrea echinata is the source of this 5977-nucleotide messenger RNA. Its product is annotated as filamin-C-like. The record is from RefSeq and is a predicted model, not a curated record. Gene Ontology annotation, biological process: actin cytoskeleton organization. Gene Ontology annotation, molecular function: actin filament binding. Lineage: Eukaryota; Metazoa; Mollusca; Bivalvia; Ostreida; Ostreidae. Bases 567 to 4895 code for a protein of 1442 amino acids. The transcript has 23 exons.
AAAAGGUCGGAAUUCUUAAUGAAAUCUGUCAGUGGGAUGUUUUCACUUUUCACUGAAUACACAAAACCGGUUCAGAGUGAUUUUGUGGUUAUAGGUGUCGUCAAACUGCCACGCUUGAUAAAUUUGUAAUGUCAUUAGAAGAUGCUCAAUUCAGGUUCCGAAUCAUGACUUGAUCUGAUCAUUCGGGAUCACUCAGGUGUGGCCGUUCACCUCUGCUAUAAUCUUGACUGUGCUAUAUGAAGUCGUCGCUUUUGCAUAAUGCGGAUAAGUGUUGUAUUAAUUUUGUCUUCGUAUGAAUCAAACUGUCACCAAGUACGUUAUUCAUUUAGUUAGAAUUCAUGUGCGAUAUUUUUGGAGUUUCGACUUGACUAAACUUCUUAAUUUUCCUACCUGAUAUCGUAAGGAUAAAAUUUUGAAUGUUGUGUUAUUCGUGAGGAGUAAUUUUCACAAAUGUGAAAUCAAAAGAAUGUGUGUUUCUUUUUGUAUCUUACCAGAGUUAUUCAUAAACCAAAUGCUUUGAAAACACACCCCUUCAUGUGUCAGCUGGCAACCUUGAGGCUUUUCUAAUGUCAGGAUUUCUUGUGAACGGCUAUCAAUCUGGGCUUGUACCAAGAAGCAACGCAGAAUGGGUCAACAUUCAAAAGAACACUUUUACCAAUUGGGUCAACGAGCAACUGCGCAUGCGCGGACUGUCCAUCCAUGACCUUAGGACUGACCUUGCAGAUGGGGUCAGUUUGGUAGCACUUCUGGAGGUCUUACAGCGCCGACGUAUAUCUGGUGCUGUGGAGCGCCCAAGCAAUCCCCAUGAAGCAUUGCAGAAUUUAAAUGUAGCUUUGGAAGCUAUCGGAGAAGAUAAUGUUCGAAUUGUAAAUAUAGGUUGUACAGAUAUCACAGAAGGCAACAUUAAACUGGUUCUUGCCCUCAUUUGGCAGCUGAUCCUCCGUUAUCAGGUGGGACUGUCUAAUAUCCAGCACAAGAACUGGAUGUUGGCAUGGCUACAAGCUGUUAUUCCGGAAUGUAACAUCACUAAUUUUACAACUGACUGGAAUGACGGAGUAGCCCUACAUGCGCUGAUAGAAUUCUGUAGUCCCGGUUUGUACCCAAAUUGGAAACAUCUAAGGGGACAAAACAGGCUCAGCAACUGUCAAAAUGGAAUCAAAAUAGCCCGCAAGCAUUUCGGAAUUCCUCUCAUUCUUAAUCCAGAACACCUCGCAAGUUCCCAGCUGGACGAGCUAUCCUGCAUUACAUACUUAUCAUAUUUCUUAAAAGUCGGAUCCCCAGGUUUUAACGCCACGCUUCAGCGCGUUCAGUCUCUAGUCAGGGACAUCCCAGUGUCCAAUUUCACGACUGACUGGAACGACGGACGAGUCUUGUGCAAGUUAGUAACCAAUCUAGGGGGAAGCCUUGGGGACUACCACACCGCCUCUAAUAUAGAAAGGCUGCAAUACGGUAUUGAUGGCGCACAGUCUCUCGGUAUUUAUCCAGUAAUUACUGCAGCAGAUAUGGCUGAAGAAGACUCGGAACAUCUCGGCAUUAUGGCAUAUGCUGCAAAAUUCAUAAAUAUGAAACCAGUUUCCAUAUCAGCUUUUUCAAAGUAUGAGCAGAAACAGAUAAUUGUCUGUGACGAAAGACAAACCGUGAUUCCUUCAGAAACUGUGAUUCCAAUUCAAAAUACAACAGACUCAAAAUACACAAUUAUCCAGCCCGGUGCCAAUAAACCGGACAGGACGAGGUCUUUCCGAAUCGAACGGAUUAACAAUGGACCAAGGGUCAGUUCCUAUCAAAUCAAUGGGGCAGAAACUAAGUCCGAAAGUUCAUUUCGUAUUGACGGAACCUACGUCACGUCUGAUCCACGACCAAAACAGAAACCGGAAGUUAAUGGCUAUCAUGACACGGUAGAUAGUAAUGUUACUUAUAAUCUUAUUCGACAACCUUCACUGAGAAAAGCAAAGAAAAUCCGCUCGGAUCCGACUGGAGGGGUUAAAGUAGAUACGUACUCUGUUGGUGUCAUCAUGUCGACAACGACAGAUGAUAUUUUACUGAAAGAUGAUAUCAAAAUCAAAGCUGUGUCUCCAAAUGGCCGUGUGAUCAAAAUGUCCGGUGUUGGUACAUAUAAUGCACAGUUCGAACCCGAUGAAAUAGGAGAAUGGAGGGUUGCCUUGUAUUGUCAAGGCAAACGUAUCGACUCGUGUCCUGUAGAUGUUUGUGACCCCUCAAGGGUCAGGGUCAUUGAUCUAAAAGGUGGAAUUGUUGGAAGACCGAAUAGAUUUAAAGUUGAUUGUUCCGAAGCUGGUAAAGGGGAUUUAGAAAUUUUCGUAAAAAAUGACAAAGGACGUGUGUCGUCCUUCUGCUCAGACAAUGGCCGUGGCAUCUACAAUGUUAAUUUCACUCCUUACCUCAAAGGAUUACAUUACGUCACAGUCAAUUUUAACCGGGCAGAAAUCAGAGACGAUGAAAUUUUACUUGGGGCAGACGGUGAAGGGAUGCAUAGGCGUGCUAUUUUCUACUCUGAAAUAACUGAAGAAGAGGAUGGAAAAUUUAAAGUGAAAGCAUCUUGUGACUGGCAGAUUGAUUACGUCACGGGUGGACCAUUCGAAAUCUCAAUAUCGGAUUCUGUGGAUGUGAAAGUUUACAGCAUGAAGGAUGGCACGAUCUGUAAUCUUCCUCAUCUGAUAGCGGACUGCUCAGAGGCUCCGGAGGGGAGAUUGGAUGCGGAAAUCACUUACGGUCACGAGCGAUUCCCCGCCACUGUUACAGAGACGAAUCCAAAAAUAUAUCAAAUCACGUUCCGUCCAAGGGGCAAAGGAACGUACAAAGUGUGGCUAGUGUACAGUGGUUUGGUAGUAAAAGGUUCGCCGUUCAUCAUUGAAGUGGAUGAACUAACAGCUCCGAAAGCUGAAGGUGAUGGGUUAAGAAAGGGGGUUGUGGGCCAACCCGCUAAAUUUAAGAUUGACUCCAGAGGGUUUCCGGGUGAUCUGCAUAUCGACAUACAAGGUCCGCACUAUCCUAUUAACUUCACACGAAUACCUGACAAAGACGGCACAUUUAAUGUAACGUACACCCCCGAGGAAACAGGGCCUCAUAAAAUUCGUAUCAAUAUCGAUGGUCGACCAAUAGAAAAGAGCCCUUUUACAGUAAAAGUCGUAGACCCAAAUAAAAUUCGUAUAUCCGGGGGAUGGCGCCCUUUACUAGAUGACAAUGAACGGAUUCCAUUGGUCGUAGGAAAGGAGAAGCAGAUUCCAUUCGAUGCCUCGGAUGCUGGACCUGGUGAACUUACUGCAGACGUUCGUGGGCCAACAACAAAGAUUCCAACAGCCGUAGAGAUACGACCCGGGGGUCGACACACGCUGGUGUUUACACCCGAAGAAGAAGGUGAUCACUAUAUUAAUGUAAAGUGGGAUGAUUUUCCACUACCCAACACUCCGUACCUAGGAUACGCCACCAAGCCACCACCGGACAAUGGCGGAUUAUUUAGACCUGUAAUUAACCUUAACCUUAACACUGGAUCGCCAAGGUCUAUCUCAUCAGACGAGCAGCCCAGAGUCCAGCCAACACAACUUCAUAGCCCACUUCAUAGCCCUGUUAACAUCCUCUUUGAGCUUCCUAAGGUAGCUGUUACGAAUUCAAACACAUAUCCAGUGCCCGCUCAAGACUACCCUGAUAAUGCGACAUCUCGAACCACAUCACCAAGGUCCAUAAAUGUCAUUCGUAGACCCUCUGACACUGGUUAUCCCAAAACAAGGGUUUCCAAGAUGUACCUUCCACAAAGAGCAGAGAGUAUGUAUUCUUCGACAACCGGGAAUUCCGACCUUCCCGUGAGAGUUAACGUUGUGCGCAGGUCCAACACUACAAGCCAAGGAUCGAGUCAGCCCUCCACUAGGAGAUCCUCUGUUAAGGCAUACCCUGCUCCUACAGCCCCUACUAAAGACCCCUCCAAGGUUGUGCUGAGCGGGAAAGGGCUCAAACAUGCUCAUCUCGACAAACCAGCUGUGUUCAGUAUAGACGGCCGAAACGCUGGAGAAGGGGAACCGGAAGUCAGAGUAACAGGCGUCAAUAGAGAGAUUCCGGUUAAGAUAGAGCAUACAGGUCCACUCCAGUAUAGAUGUACCUACACACCGACGGAUCCUGGCGCUUACCUGUUAGAUAUUACCUGGAAUAAACGGCCUCUGAAAUGUUGUCCCUUCAAAAUCAACGUCAACCAGCCGGUGUAUCCACACAAGGUGAACGUCAGCGGCCAUCCGCUCAAAAGCGGCGUCGUUGGGCGCGAUAUUCAGUUACAUAUCGAUCCCCGAAAUGCAGGAAUAGGGGAUAUAACGGUUAAGUGCGUUGGACCUCAAAUGUCGGAGGUACCUGUAACAUUGGUUGACAACUAUGAUGGAACGCAUAGUGUUAAACUCAGACCAGCUCAACCAGGGCGCCAUAUUCUGCAUAUUAUGUAUGGAAAUGAACAUGUCCAUGGAAGUCCGUAUGCAAUUGACAUAAAAACAGCACGGAAGCAGCAGUACCCAGUGAGAGUGUAUGGUCCCGGGGUAAAUGAUGGAAUUCUCCCAGAGUUUGAGAGCCAUUUUAUGGUGGAUGCACAAGGGGCCGGAGCGGGAGAACUCAAAGUCGUCAUCAUGGGCCCAAAAGGUGCCUUUAAUGUGGAACUAAGCCGUACUAGCCAGAAGGACAAACUGGUUCAUUGCCGCUACAGUCCAGUAGAACCAGGUCUUUACACCAUUAACGUUCUAUGGUCUAACGAGCAUGUAGAAGGAAGUCCAUUUAAGGUUAAUCUCGCAACAAGUCAACUGCAGCUAGAGCGCAUGCUCAUGGAAAGAAGAGCUUCUCUGCCUCGAUCUUUAUUGUCCAGUAAAGAGGCUCAAGGAGAACCGGAAAAUCAGAACAUUCUGUAUUGAAUAGGAUUUCUAUUGGGACUCUUUAUGUCUGACAUUUUCGUUUUAUUUCCACUUAUAAGAUUUUUUAUCAUGUAUAAAUUUUGAAUCCAUAAAGGGAAAAAGAAAGAUUUAAAAAGCAAAGGGUAUGAAAACAUUAGUUUAUCGUAACAUUUUCUUUGAGGCUCGUAUUUCCUUUUCCAGCCAUUAAGUAAAACAAAGGCGUCCUACAGAAAGCACAUCGUUACAUAGCUUAAUGUAAACAAAUUAUUCAUAUAUAAGUAAUGAUAAUCAAACACUGUCAUUUAUUUGAAGAAUUUUAUUGCUGUUUGAAUUAAGUAACGGACAUCCUAAGGUGAAUAUUGACAUGUAGUUAUCCUUAUUUACGUAUCCUCUAAAAGUCACCGACAAGUGAAAUGAAAAAUUAUAGGAUAAAUCAAAAUGCUUCAAAGAUUAAUUAUCAGCAAUAAUCAAUGCAUUGGAUGACGAUACAUUAAUGUCUUUUUAAAUUUGAUCAUGAGCUGCUGAAAAUUAUGUUGCAGAAUUGGAUACUCUGUUGUAGAAUCAUGACGCUUUUAUCAUGUCACAGGAAUUUAAAUUUUUAAAGGGCACUUUUUUAAAAGUAAAAAGUAACUCUUUAUUUUGAUAUUUUAAAAAAUAAAUAUGCAAACAGAAAAAAUAGUAUUUUUAUUAAUAAUUUUCAAAACACAUAGAUAAGAGGAAUAAAGUUUGACUCCUUUCAACUUUCCACAUUUAUUAAAAUAUUAUAUAUAUGCAUCUUGUAUGUCUAAGGUUCUGAACAUAUUUUACUCUCUUAAUUUUAAUAGGUAAAUAAUAUAAUUACAUAUAUUUUAUUGAUAAUUUUUAGUUUUCUAGUAAUUUCUUAAAUGACUAAUUUCCUCAAAAUGUGCUCUAUCAAGAUUCUAGGUUAAGUAUAUCAAAUAUAUGAAUCGGUUGAAAAACUACCGUUAGAAUAUGUACAUUUUUGAAGUAUCCAUAGAGAUCUCGUUUGAUUAUUGUGGUUAUUUUCCUUUACAAAAUGUAACUUUUUAAAUAUAUGUACAUUAAUGUUAUUGCAUAAACAAUACUUGUUAUAUAUCCUUUAA